CGCAAGCCGGCUAAGGCAGGAAGUGGGGCUCGGAGUCGUGGGCGGCGUGACAUUCAGCGGCGGGGACUGGAAGCGUGUGCGCUGCCCGUCAUGUUGAGGUGCCGGAGGAUCGUGGGCUCCGCGUUGCCUCGGCGACAGCUGUUUUUUAAUAGCUGCAGAUGGUGCUCUUCAGGAAUUAUUCCCAAUGAAAAGAUCCGCAACAUAGGAAUUUCUGCACACAUUGACUCUGGAAAGACUACGUUAACUGAACGCAUUCUUUUCUACACAGGAAGGAUAGCACAAAUGCACGAGGUAAAAGGGAAAGAUGGGGUUGGUGCUGUCAUGGAUUCAAUGGAGUUGGAACGACAACGGGGGAUCACUAUCCAGUCUGCAGCAACUUUUACCAUGUGGAAAGACACCAACAUUAAUAUAAUUGACACCCCAGGACACGUUGAUUUCACUAUAGAGGUAGAGAGAUCACUGAGAGUUCUUGAUGGAGCCAUCCUGGUGCUGUGUGCUGUCGGAGGGGUUCAGUGCCAGACAAUGACAGUGAAUAGGCAGAUGAAGCGGUAUAAUGUCCCGUUUUUGUCCUUCAUCAACAAACUGGAUCGAAUGGGUGCAAGUCCAGACAGAGCCAUCCAACAACUUAGAUCCAAGCUGAACCACAAUGCUGCCUAUAUUCAGAUACCUAUGGGUUUGGAGGGAAAUUUCAGAGGGAUCAUUGAUCUCAUUGAAGAAAAAGCUAUAUACUUUGAAGAUGACUUUGGCCAAACGGUUAAAUAUGACGACAUUCCCCCUGAGUUCAGAGCAGAGGCUACCGAUCGCCGCCAGGAACUGGUUGAAUGUGUUGCAAACUUAGACGAACAGAUUGGGGAGCUUUUUCUUGAAGAGAAAAUCCCAACAGUGACUGACUUGAAGCUUGCGAUCAGAAGGACAACACUCAGCAAAUCCUUCACACCUGUGCUGGUAGGAAGUGCUCUGAAGAACAAAGGUGUGCAGCCGCUGUUGGAUGCUGUUCUGGAAUACCUCCCAAACCCAUCCGAAGUCCAGAACUAUGCGAUUUCCAACCAGGAGGAUUCCAAGGAAAAAUCUAUGAUUUCGCUGAGCUCUGUCAGAGACAGUUCCUUGCCUUUUUUGGGCCUGGCAUUUAAACUUGAGGCUGGGCGUUUUGGACAGCUCACCUACGUGCGUGUUUAUCAGGGGAUGCUAAAGAAAGGCGAUUCCAUCUACAAUACCAGGACUGGGAAGAAGGUCCGGGUGCCAAGACUGGUCCGCAUGCAUGCAGACACGAUGGAGGAUGUGGAAGAGGUUUAUGCAGGAGACAUCUGUGCAUUAUUUGGCAUCGACUGUGCUAGUGGGGAUACAUUUUCAGAAAAAUCUAACACUGACCUUUCCAUGGAAUCUAUUCAUGUCCCUGAUCCUGUCAUUUCAGUGGCAAUGAAGCCAUCCAACAAGAAUGACUUGGAUAAGUUUUCAAAAGGCAUUAACCGCUUCACAAAGGAAGACCCCACUUUCAGAGUUCAUUUUGACAGCGAGAGCAAAGAGACCAUUGUUUCAGGAAUGGGAGAACUGCACCUGGAAAUCUAUGCACAGAGAAUGGAAAGAGAAUAUGGUUGUCCUUGUGAGACCGGGAAGCCUAAAGUAGCAUUCAGAGAGAGCAUUGUGUCAACUGUACCGUAAGUGUUCACUCUGGCAUGUGAGAGCCACCACACCAAGGCCAGAAAAUAAUUUGCAUUGGUCCUUAUACAUGUAGGGGUUUCUGAACCUGCGUAAGCCUAUUUUAUUG
Messenger RNA from Lacerta agilis (Sand lizard), 1765 nucleotides. RefSeq names its product elongation factor G, mitochondrial-like. Gene Ontology annotation, cellular component: mitochondrion. The record is from RefSeq and is a predicted model, not a curated record. Gene Ontology annotation, molecular function: translation elongation factor activity; GTP binding; GTPase activity. The coding region runs from base 91 to 1659 and encodes 522 amino acids. Lineage: Eukaryota; Metazoa; Chordata; Lepidosauria; Squamata; Lacertidae. The transcript is spliced from 13 exons. Gene Ontology annotation, biological process: mitochondrial translational elongation.